AUGGGCGGCCUUAUUUCCCUCGCUUCUUUCAACGAUUUUCAUCAAAAUUGUUUCAAAGAUGCUUUUUUAAUUACUUUAGCUGAUGCUUCUACAAGUGUUUUAGGUGGAACUGCUGUGUUUAGCACCUUAGGUUUUAUGUCAAAUCAAUUAAAUAUAUCAAUUGAUGCUGUUGUUCAAAGCGGAACUGGACUUGCAUUUAUCGCGUACCCCGAGGCUAUGAGUCGAAUGCCGGGAUGGCCUUGGCUUUGGCACUUGUUACUUGAAAUAUUAAUUUUGGGUAUUGCCUCACAUUUUGGAUUAGCCGAAGUUAUGUGUACAGCUUUAUAUGAUCAAUUUCCUUUUUUAAGAAAACACAAAUCUUUGUUGGUUAUUUUUGUUUGUUUAAGUUGUUAUAUUUGUGGAUUGGUUAUGUGUACUAGAGCAGGAAUAUUUUAUUUUAAUUUAUUUGAUGAUUAUACUGCUUCAUUUUCAAUGAUGUUACUUGUUUUGUUAGAAUUGGUUUUGGUUGCACAUAUUUAUGGUUUGUCUAAUUAUGUAAUUGAUUUACAAAUAAUGAUGGGACCAGCUAAAAAUUGGUUAACUAGAAUAUAUGGACCUACUGGAAUUUGUAUACAAAUUAUUUGGAGAUUUAUAGCUCCUUUACUUAUAAUUGUUGUCUUCAUUUUUGCCUUAAUUUCUCAAAUAAAAACGAAUAAAAGAACUUAUGGCAAAGAUAAACGUUUGUAUAUAUUCCCGGAAUGGGCAAUAGUGUUUGGUUGGAUAUUAUCAAUGAUUUCAUUAAUAUUUAUUCCAAGCCUUAUAAUUAUUAAUUUAAUUAAAUUUAGAAGAAAAGGAAAGGAUUGGAAAGAAUUAUUUCAAUUACAAACUAAAUGGCCAUCUUAUAAAAGAAAUUUAAAUUUAAAACAAAAUAAAUUGGUAAAAGAAAAUAUUCAAGGAGGGGAGAUGAGUACACAAAUGUGA
This is a messenger RNA of Meloidogyne enterolobii, 960 nucleotides long. NCBI's taxonomy places the organism in Eukaryota, Metazoa, Nematoda, Chromadorea, Rhabditida, Meloidogynidae. The record is from the annotation of a GenBank genome assembly.